GCGUGGCUCCCUGUGGAUGGGCUCAGCUCGGCGCUUCCGCUUCGGAUUUGUAAGGGAUCCCGCAGCAUCGUCAAGAUGCAUCUGGUUACUAACGUAGGCAAGUAAGAUGAAGUUAAAAAAAAAAAAAAGUUAGGCCAGCGAUCGCCUGGAUGUUGGCUGAAAGUGAAGAAAAGGAGUAAAUGUAACUGCUCCCUUCUGGGUUAGACCUUUUGGCUGCAGCCUGCGAUGAGACGUGAUUUCUCGUUUGAAAUCCCGCCUGAGUCCUUCUCAGGGGUAUCUGCAGAGAGGGGGCAAAAAAGUCAAGAGGGCGGUGACAACCGCGGGACUGAAACCUUUGUCCUUUUUUAUGUGCAGUGCCAUCCCCGUGGACACCCUGGUCAUUGCGUUAGAAAACGUCUGUGACUAUUCCGUUGUACGUGUAACGUGUGUGUGUGUAAUAAUUUUAGGUUUCCAAAGAAAAUGAUUGGCUUCCCGGACACUGCGCUCAGCAGAGGUUUGAACAACAGAUACUGUGUCGUACACGUCCAGGAUAAUGAAGAGUUUGAGAAACGUCUGACAAUAGUUUCUUCUCUGCUUGACGAUUCAGACAGAGAAUUGUGCAUCCUUCAGGAUGACUGGAUUUCUGUUCCAGUUCAGCCUGGAGAUAUCAUUCACUUAGAAGGAGAGUGCAAUUCUGGUAUCUGGAUAAUAAAUGCAGAUUCAGGAUACUUAAUUCUGUAUCCAGAUGUGCUACUUUCUGGCACCACUGUAUCAAAGAGCAUUCGGUGCAUGAGGAGAGCUGUACUGAGUGAAAAGUUCCAGAGAUGUGAGCGUAGUUCACGUGCAAUGCUAAUAGGUACGAUUCUACAUGAAAUUUUCCAGAAAGCGGGAACAAAUUUUACGCAGGAGAAACUGAAAGAAAUUGCUUUCUCAGCUGUUCAUGGACCAAAGUAUCUAAAAGAACUGUAUCAAUUAAAUCUGGAGCAAAAUGAUAUAAUGUGUGAGAUUGAGGAAUACUUACCAUCUUUUAUUAAAUGGGCAGAAGUCUAUAUAAACAAACACUGCCAAAAUAAUGUGCAGUUAAAACCGCUAAGAGAUAAGUCCUGUUAUACUGUCAAAGUUACAGAAAUCCUGGAUGUUGAGGAGAAUAUCUGGUGUCCUAGGUUUGGCUUGAAGGGGAAGAUUGAUGUUACAGCUGGAGUAACCAUUCAUGAAAGAUCUAAAACUGAGACCAAAAUAAUGCCACUGGAGCUUAAAAGCGGAAAGGAGUCUAACUCUGUAGAGCAUAGAAGUCAGGUAGUUUUGUAUUCCCUACUGUGUCAAGAAAGGCGAGUUGAUCCUGAAGGUGGAUUUCUCUUGUAUUUGAAAACCGGCAAUAUGUUUCCUGUAGCAGGAAAUCGUAUGGAUAGGAGAGAACUGAUUAAACUAAGAAAUCAGUUGGCCUUCUAUUUAAUUCACGACACGUGUAAAUCUGCCACAGGAAAAAAGCAGACACAGCUUGCCUCUCUACCUCCUUUGAUUAAUGAUAGUCAAGCAUGUACCUAUUGCUCUCAGAAACAGAACUGUAUACUUUAUAGUAGGGCUGUAGAACAACAGAAAGACAUCUUGAUUCCUCCGGAUAUGGUGGCUGCUGCUGAAAAAGAGACCCAGCAUUUGAAGCCUUCUCACUUGGAAUAUUUCCAUCUCUGGUAUCUAAUGUUAACUUUGGAGUCACAGUAUAAAGAUGGGAAAAAGGGGCGCAGAAAUAUAUGGAUGAUGUCUGCUGCAGAAAGAGAAAAACAUGGUGACUGCAUUGGAAAUAUGAUCAGAAUGGAAAAGGUAGUAGAAGUUUCGGAUGGACAGUAUCUACACUGGUUCCAGCGUAGAGACGAUUGUGUGCCAAUCACAACUUUGAUGGUUGGGGACAGAGUUGUUCUAAGUGGCGAAGACAGCAGUUUGCUUGGCUUAUCUACUGGCUAUAUUCAGGAGGUCAAUAGAACCAAAAUUUCCUGCUUAUUGGAUAGGAACUUAUCUCAUCUCCCUGGGGAUACUGCAUAUAGAUUAGAUCAUGAGGAAGGAGCACUUGGCAUAGAUGCCCCUUUAGCAAAUCUUUCUAAAUUAAUGGAAAAUUCUCCUGCCAGUGAAAAGCUUCGUAACUUAAUAAUAGACUUCCACAAGCCACAGUUCGUUCAAUACUUGAGUUCUGUCCUUCCUCCAGGAGCGAAGGAGACUGUUGCAAACAUUCUGAAAGGCUUGAAUAAACCCCAGAAACAAGCAAUGAAACAAGUUCUUCUUUCAAAGGAUUACACCCUUGUUGUUGGUAUGCCAGGAACAGGGAAGACUACGACAAUAUGUGCUUUGGUUCGGAUUCUUUAUGCUUGUGGUUUCAGUGUUCUCUUAACUAGUUUUACCCACACAGCAGUUGACAAUAUCCUUCUAAAGUUAGCAAAGUUCAAAGUAGGAUUUUUGCGGCUGGGAAGAGCUCAGAAGGUUCACCCAGACAUAAAGAGGUUUACAGAAGAAGAGAUCUGCAAAUCAAAGUGCAUUAAAACUGUGGCUCACUUGGAGGAACUGUACCAAAGUCAACCAGUCAUUGCAACAACAUGCAUGGGAAUAAACCAUCCAAUCUUCACUCGUAAACGAUUUGACUUCUGCAUAGUGGAUGAGGCUUCUCAGAUUAGCCAGCCCGUCUGCCUUGGCCCCCUUUUCUAUUCAUUUCGAUUUGUGCUGGUGGGAGACCAUCAGCAGUUGCCUCCACUUGUGCAAAAUCCAGAAGCAAGAGAAUGUGGCAUGAGUGAAAGUUUAUUCAAAAGACUGGAACAAAACAAGAAUGCUGUUGUGCAUCUAACUGUCCAGUACCGAAUGAACAGUAAAAUUAUGUCAUUGAGUAACAAGCUGGUAUAUGAUGGUAAACUGGAGUGUGGCUCUGAAAAGGUGUCCAAAGCUGUAAUUGACUUGCCGAACUUAAAAAAACUGAAAUUGGAAGAGUAUUCUUCAGAAACGUGGCUAAAAGAAACACUUGAUCCAAAUAAUCCUGUUUGUUUCCUUAAUACAGAGAAGGUUGUGGCCCCUGAACAGAUAGAAAAAGGUGGUAUAUGUAACACGACUGAAGCCAGACUGGUGUUCUUCCUCACAUCCAUGUUUUUAAAGGCUGGUUGUAAGCCAUCAAAUAUUGGAGUCAUAUCUCCAUAUAGACAUCAGUUGAAGAUCAUUACUGACUUGAUGGCAAGCUCGUACAUCAACGACGUAGAAGUAAAUACUGUGGACAGAUACCAGGGGAGAGACAAGAGUGUAAUUAUAGUGUCCUUUGUAAGAAACAAUGUGGAUGGAAAUGUUGGAGAACUUCUGAAGGACUGGAGACGUCUUAAUGUUGCCAUUACAAGAGCCAAACAUAAAUUAGUUAUGCUGGGCUGUGUGCCAUCCCUGUGUCUCUAUCCUCCUCUAAAGGAGUUACUUCAUCAUUUGAAGACUGAAGCCAUGAUUUUCAGUAUUCCUUUAGGAGCAUAUCAACGUGUUUUACAGUGUAAACUCCUGUGACAAACAGACACUGAGGAGAAAAUCUUCACUAAUAUGAGACUGAUAGACUGAAUUCUGCCAGAAGGUGCUAAACUAGAUUAUCACUUUAAUUCUAGCUUGUGUUUUUUUUUACACACUAAUGAUGCCUUAAAUAGAAAUUUGGGCAUUUUAAAAAUAGGUCUUUAAGGAUUAUUACAGGAUGUCUGUAUUUUUUCCCAUUCUGGAGAACAGUAUCCCCUUAUUUGAUCUGACUGAGCAUUUGAAUUCCAUUGAUCAAGUUGAUUUUGUGCUUGCAGAUGUGAGCAGCUUUAGCUCUGUGUACACAGAUCUUAAAGUGUGCAGAUUACAAACUGAUGUCUUUUUUCACUUCACCCUUUAGUUUAGCAGUAUAAAUUGACCCAAAACCUCUACUGUUAAAAUUGGUAUGUAAAUAUUCUAGGAAGUCUUUCUCUGUGUCAUAACCAUUCAAGGAACUUUCCAGAACUUUUUCUCUCACAGUCUGAUUCCCCACUUAAAUAUGACUUCUUUCAUAUGUUGAAAAUGUAUUAUCCUAAUAGGAAAUGUUGAUAUUUAUAUGAAAUUUCAAUGAUGCAAUUUUAGUAAGAAAGAAUGUUUGAAACGCCCUUUUCUUUUCUAACGUUGACAUAAUUUGGGGGGGGGGGAGAUAGAACUGUAUAUCUCAAGCUUAUUGCAUGUUCUAAUGCCAUUUAUUGAAGUAGUGUACAAUUCAAUUUUAUGUGUGGAAAUAUAUCCGGUAAAAAGUACACUAAAGGAAUAAGCUACCUCUUGGAUGAUAUUUUAAACUUUCCUUUGGAUUUGAUUUGUUGUAAUAGCUACAGUAGGUCCUAACUGCAUUUAAAUCAAAUUCUUUUCUACAUAUAUUUUUGUAAUCUUUUUACCUCAGGUAUGUAAUAUUUUAAAAUGCUCAUGUUUUUGUAGAAUGUGUAAUAAAAUUA
Messenger RNA from Python bivittatus (Burmese python), 4430 nucleotides. The record is from RefSeq and is a predicted model, not a curated record. Lineage: Eukaryota; Metazoa; Chordata; Lepidosauria; Squamata; Pythonidae.